Molecule: messenger RNA, 1151 nt
Organism: Cylicocyclus nassatus
Lineage: Eukaryota; Metazoa; Nematoda; Chromadorea; Rhabditida; Strongylidae
Source: the annotation of a GenBank genome assembly
GCUUCUGUGAAAAAGCAUGUGAGCAUCUUCUGAGGCAAAAAAUUGACUUAAUGUCUCGGAUAUAAUAGAUCUUCACAGCAUCUCUAGACUUCAAAUGAAGCAGAAAAUGGCAAUUAUCCAUCACCUGCGUUCACUUCUAUUGUUUAUAGUAUGUCUGAUUGACUUUGUUGAUGCAGGAUCAAGCUGCGGCGAGAAGAACAAAACGGUUGGAUAUACAGCAGAAAUUACUACAACAACAACAACGACUCAACCUCCGAAUUAUGCUUACAAUCGCCAGUUAGAUAUUAAACCACCGACCCCAUCUACCACCACCACAACAACAACGACAACAACAACAACGACUACUCCUUUCUACAUCAAUCCCUAUGGGGGUUGUCACAUAUACACCCCUGAAGAAAAACGCCAAAUACUAACAGACUUGGGAUUAUACAAUCCAAUUUUUAUGGCAAUGACACCUGAGGAGGCAGCCCUGAAUUUUGCUCCUGUGUUCAAGAAACUGCGUUAUGGAGACGAACCAUAUCCUGACUACGAAGACUUCCUCAUCAUAAACGGGAGAAUUGAGCGAGUUUGCCGCAGCACUGUAUGUCGAAGUCUUUUGAAAAAACUACAGACUCCUAUAGCACAUGAAGAGUGGCUUAUUGGCGAACAACAAGCACUGUCUGAAUCGCGGAGAUCUAGGAGAGACAAGCAUGAAAACCACCAUCCUCACGAUCAUGACUCUACGGGAAGCAUAUGCACACUAGCUAUAAGUAACGAAGAAUGCAAAGCGGCGGGCGAGGUAGUCGAAGGCGGAUUUCGACUAUGCACACAGUGCCAUCGCAUGUACGAAGUCAGCCCCAACUGCUCUCCAAGAUAUAUUCACACUGCGGAUUGUAAGUCUCAUACGACGUGUAUCCACUCUGGUGGUAAAUCUUAUGGCUUCUCGGGGAAAGAUAGUUUGCCGAUGACGUUGUUACGAAAUAUUGGAACUCCUGAAUGUGAACAGUUUCGACCUGAAAAUUUUCAUCUACCGGUCGCAUGUCAGUGUUUCCUCAGCCAACACGCUCCAUUGCAAGCCACUCAGGGCUGAACUACACAUCACUCGCAUUGAUGUAGUUUUCAUCUGCUUGCUUGUUGUAGAAACGUGUAAAGGUAUAAAAUGUCGUCUCAUA